Messenger RNA from Plodia interpunctella (Indianmeal moth), 2866 nucleotides. Its product is annotated as cytochrome P450 6B2-like. The record is from RefSeq and is a predicted model, not a curated record. Gene Ontology annotation, molecular function: iron ion binding; oxidoreductase activity, acting on paired donors, with incorporation or reduction of molecular oxygen; monooxygenase activity. The transcript is spliced from 2 exons. Bases 18 to 1556 code for a protein of 512 amino acids. Lineage: Eukaryota; Metazoa; Arthropoda; Insecta; Lepidoptera; Pyralidae.
CGCACGAACGGCAGAAAAUGUUGGUUGUGAUUAUAUUAUUUGUGUUUACUGUACUCUAUUGGUAUGGGACUCGGACAUUUAAUUACUGGAAAGUGAGAGGUGUGAAACAUGAUAAUCCAUUGCCGUUUUUAGGGAAUAAUCUUAAACAAUUCAUACAAAAGGCAAGCAUGGGAAUGGUAGCCAAUGAAAUGUACAAAAAAUAUCCCAACGAAAAAAUAGUAGGGUUUUAUCGAGCAACGGCUCCAGAAUUAGUUAUCAGAGACCCAGAAAUUGCAAAACGAAUCUUAGUAACAGAUUUUAAUUGUUUCUAUGCUAGGGGUUUGAAUCCACAUAGAACAGUUGUUGAACCAUUGCUUAAAAAUCUCUUUUUUAGUGAUGGUGACUUAUGGCGUCUAUUGAGACAGAGGUUUACUCCUACUUUUAGUACUGGUAAAUUAAAAGCUAUGUUUCCCCUUAUAACGAAACGUGCAGAGCAACUUCAAGUCAUUACCGAAGAAAUCACAAAAAUAGAUUUUUAUGAUGCACGAGAGUUGAUGGCAAGGUAUACAACAGAUUUUAUUGGUGAAUGUGGUUUUGGAAUAAAUAUGGAUUCAUUGUCUGAAGAAAAUAACCAGUUCAGAAGACUUGGAAAGCGAAUUUUUCAAAGAAAUCUAAGAGAUAUUGUUUGCACUGCGUUGAAAUUUAUAUUUCCCGAAUUAACUAAAAACUUAACCUUAUUGACCCCAGAACUGGAAAAAACUAUGGUUAAACUAGUUAAUGCAGUUUUAAAUGAAAGAGGUAAUAAGCCUUCGGUAAGAAAUGAUUUUAUCGAUCUUCUAUUGGAAAUUAAAGAAAAGGGAAAUAUGAUAGGUGAAUCCCUAGAGAAGAAAAACCAAGAUGGUGCACCUAAAAUAGUCGAAAUUGAACUAGAUGAUCUUUUACUGACUGCGCAAGUUUUUGUAUUUUUUGGAGCUGGAUUUGAAACAUCGUCAUCUGCAUCAAGUUUUACUCUACACCAAUUGGCUUUUAAUCCAGAAUGUCAAGUAAAAGUACAAAAUGAAAUCGAUCAGGUACUUGCAAAGUAUGACAAUAAACUCACUUACGAUGCCAUAAAAGAUAUGAAAUAUUUAGAAAUGGCAUUUAAUGAAGGUAUUAGGAUGUAUCCUUCUCCGGGAUACUUGAUUAGGAUGUGCUGUGUACCAGAGUAUACAUUCCCUGAAUUAAAUUUAACAAUUCAUAACGGAGUCAAAACGUUUAUACCAAUAGCAGCUAUUCAAAAUGAUGAGAAGUAUUUCUGUAAUCCUGAUCAGUUUGACCCGGAAAGAUUCCAAGAUGGAGCUAAGGAGAACAUCAAAAACUUCGUAUUCUUGCCAUUUGGAGAAGGUCCAAGAGCUUGUGUCGGUGCGAGACUUGGGCAGAUGCAGUCAAUGGCUGGCCUGGCAGCUGUUCUGCAGAAGUUUUCAGUGGAGCCAGCGACCUGCAGUAAGCUGAAGCCAGACCCUGAUCCAGCAGGCAUUGUAACUGAAGGCUUCUUAUAUGGACUACCCCUUAAAUUUAAGAAACGUGUAAAAACGUAGAAUGUAAAAUCGAGUAGAAUACGUAAGAUAUAUUACUUACCAUUGAUGCAUCUAAUAUGCUGAUGCCUGGAUCUCCUUUUUCUCCUUUGGGGCCAACUGGCCCUGGUGUGCCUGGAGGACCCAGUGUCCCUGGCUUGCCCUAAAAUUUGCCAAUUUUUUAUUCAAUGUAAUUUAUGUGGUUAAGUAUUUAUGGAACUGUAUUUAAGUUAAUGAUACGAUAAGGCGAUUUUUUUAUUCAAUACUUGUUAUUGACAUGUAUGAUGCAUUUAUUUAAUGAAUGUCCAACUGACUUUAUGAAUUAGUGAAGUACUAAGUACCAAUAAUGAAGCAAGUUUUUUGAAAUACCUACUAGUAAUAGCUAUAAAUGACUUUUUUGCGUUAUAUAAUAAAAAUGGUUAUACAAAUAAUGUUUUGGGACAGAAAGGUAAAUGAGAACAGCUGUUCCAUACGUAAAGCCGGAGAUUCUAAUAAAUGGAUUAGUAUGAUAAAGCAAAGUGGUGUUGUAAUCAUGACUACACGAACCUUUGAAACCUGCCAUGAAGGCAUAAAAGUUAUACAAUUUCAUUAAGAAACAUUUCGUAAUCAAUGAAAUAAAACAAAAUCGCUAUUUGGAUUUGAUUUGGAUACCGAUUAGAAUAACUUGCUGUCAUCAUUACAAUGUUUUUUCAAUAAUGUAAGAGAAAUAUCAAUAGAUUUCUCGACUUUAUGACUUUUCAAAUAAAUUUAAUUCGUAUGUAUUUACAAAACGGUGUUGGUAAUAAAACUGGUAAAUCAUCAUCAUCGUUACACUUAUUUUAUAAAAUAAAAGUAAACUUAUUUAAUAUUAUAUAAAAGUAAAUCGAUCUGUAUUAUUCCCGAAUUUACACGAUACGGGAAGCUUUUGCUCAAAAAAAACAGAAAAGUGGUAUAGACGAAAGUAUUUACAUUAGUCAGAGAAAGCUAAUUUUCAGCAUGAACCGCGAAAAAUAUACGUUAUUGUUUCUGAUAAAUUGCUCACCAUCCAGCCAGGAGACCCACUUUCUCCUUUCUCCCCGGGUUUACCCGGAGGACCCGACGGGCCUUGUAAUCCUUGUAGACCUCGAGGCCCGGCUGGACCUGGACGUCCUCUCCUGCCCCGAGGGCCAACGUCGCCUUUAUCACCCUUGAAAAAAUAAAUUACGAUACGAAAUUUACGAUUCCAAUUACAAAAAGAACAUUUUCAAAAUAUAAAUGGCAUUCUACUAUUUAGCACUCAUUUAUAACUUAAUAACCAAAGGACAAAAUUAGGUUUGUUAAUAAUUAUUAUAAAAAAUAAAACCAUUAUUUGUAAA